Messenger RNA from Cryptomeria japonica (Japanese cedar), 2972 nucleotides. RefSeq lists its product as uncharacterized. Bases 450 to 2453 code for a protein of 667 amino acids. The transcript is spliced from 7 exons. The record is from RefSeq and is a predicted model, not a curated record. Lineage: Eukaryota; Viridiplantae; Streptophyta; Pinopsida; Cupressales; Cupressaceae.
UAAAGCCACAACAAAAUUUGAAGAAUAUGUUAGAAAUUUUUAUGGGUAAUGGUUUUUUUCUUUUUUUCUGAGUUUUAGGGUUGAGAUUUAUUGUAAUUAUACUGCUGCAACCGAAUAGCUGAAAGGCGGUGAGGGAAAAGGAAAAAUCGUCGACAGCAGAAAAUCAUGGGAAAUCGGCACCGGCAGAAAAUCCCAGUGUGAAUUCCCGGCAUGUGGUUCCUACAAACAUUUUAAUAUUUAUAGAAGCUCAAUAUUGGACUGCAAGGGUCUCCUCCACUUGAUUGAUUGCUUCAUGCAAGGCGGUGUUGCCUUCUCCUGCGAGUGAACGCCUGGAAUGGAAAACUCUUAGACGGUGACCGGAUGAGCGCGAGACAAUUCCGGCACGGAUAAUGGGACAUCGUGGAGUUCGGUCAUGCUAGAACUCCGUAUCUGGUUUUGCUGGAUGACCAAUGGAAAGCAGACGAAAGCUAUGCUCUAUACAAGGUGCUUCAGAAUGUUUGAUGGCUUCUCCUUCUGAAAUUGGAAGCAACAAGAAAAGUGCAGAGUGGAUUUUAGAGUACAUUAUCAGACACUGCAAUGAGGAUUGGAUUAUUUCCGGACUCAUUAGAGCCCUUCCUAUUUCAAAUGAAAAUUUUAAGCUCAAGAAAAUGAUGCUGCUGAAGAGUAUUUCUUCAGACCUUUCGAAGGGCAUCAUUUCUGAGAAAACCCUAGAAACUCUUCAGUCGUUCAAGGAUCUUAACAGACAAAUAUAUAGAGAUUCCAACAGCGAAAAAUUAAUACAGGAAUUGUGUUGUAAAGUAGCUGUGGAGUGUACUGUGAAAUUUUUGAGGGGGACCUGCAAAAUCAACUGGGAUGGUUAUAAUGAUGCUUUAUGUAAGCUAUGGACUUAUCGCGCCGAGGACACCGAAGAUGUAGAAAUGGACGGUGCAUUUAUUGACGUAAAGAAGGAGCUUCUUGCCGUUGCUUCUAAUCCUAAGCUUCGGGAAAGGCUUCUCGAAAAAUAUAAGCAAGACGAUGUUUUCAAGUGUUUGGAUGCAUUUUUAAAGGAUUCGUGGGAAGAAAUGGGUCCAUCGUUCUUAGAAAUUGUAGCUGAAGAUGUGGUGCAGGGAAGGUAUAAUCCCAUAGCUGGACAAGAUUCAAAUCGCGGUGUCAUUACUGCAAGAAUGGCAGUUCCUUCAUGUGAAGCGGGGGGUCUUGCUUGUAGAGUGCCUGACAACAAUGAGGAAAUCACUUCAACGUUUCCUCCUCCUUGGGCUGAUUUCCAUCCCUGUGCAGGGCCUGAUAUGAGCAAGGACAAGAAGAAUACGGCAUGCAACUUAAAAGAGAACCAAGCAAUCUCGUCAAAAACAAGAGAAGCAAGCAAUUCCAGUGGUCAACCUUUAUCUGAUAGAACGUUUUCUGAUCACGAACCCAUUAGCAUUAAUUUAGAAAAAACUCAAAUACCCAGACAAGAUGAUCCAGUGAGAAAGGAAGCAACAGCCGCUCAAGAGAGGGGGAAAGAAAGUGUGCCUGAUCUUGAUGAUGUAAAUGCCCAUAAGAGGCCUAGAUUGGGGACGGAUAAUAUUUCUAACAGCAAACAGUUACUUACUCCUGAUGGAAAGUUUCCUGAUUGCCAACCCAUUAUUAAUAAUUUAGAAAAAACUCAAAUACUCAGUCAAGAUGAUCCAGUGAGAAAGGAAGCAACAGCUGCUCAAGAGAGGGGGAAAGAAAGUGUGCCUGAUCUUGAUGAUGUAAAUGCCUGUAAGAGGCCUAGAUUGGGGACAGUUAAUAUUUCUAACUAUAAACAGUUACUUACUCCUGAAUAUGUCCGAGUAAAAGAGGAUCUAAGAAGAAGUACUUCAGAAUUGCAUGCACUGGUGGAAGAUCCAUUGCCCAAUGCAGUGCAAGUUGCUGAAAGUUGUGCAGCAAGGGAAGAAGGUUUUCGUAGUGCUGUCCAUUUAGAUGGGAAAAGGCAAUUAGAAAAGCAAAUCAACGAAGUUGAAAAAACCAUAUUGCCAGAAAACAAUACGGGUUUGGAUAAUGAGGCUCAACAUCUGGAGGAAAAAGAGAAUAGAAAUCAAAGUGGAAAGUCUGGUGGUGGACCAGUAAAAGUCAACAUAAUGGAUCGAAACCCAACAGCUCGCACCUUUGAGUGGGACGAGCAAGACACAAUUGAUAGUGAACAGGAUAAAUCUCCGUCUGCUUCAAGGAAACUUCGUUUGCCUACUCCUGUUAGAAAACAUGUUUCUCCAUUGAAGCGCUCUCACACAUCAGCUUAUAUUUCUUUUAGGAGAAAACCCACCAAAUGGAGUUUGGUUGAAGAAGAAACUUUGAAAAAGGAAGUAGCAAAGUAUGGUAAGCGUUGGAAAUAUAUUCUUGAAAACAAUCGGGAUAUUUUUGAAGAGAGGACUGAGGUUGAUCUUAAAGACAAGUGGCGAAAUAUUGAAAGACGAGAUGGACUUCAUGCUUCUUAAGGUCAAAUCACUACGUGCAUCCAGACGAACUUUCUACUUCACAUGCAUAAUUGCCUUGGCACAUGCACGACUAUUGUCACAUGCAAAACUGCUUGACAAUAACACGAUAUGUUUAUUCUUGAAGGUUUUUCAUUGUACAAAAUGAUGUUUGUUUUAAGGGAUUUCUUAUUUUCUUCAUGAAGUAGUUUAUUUUCUAGAUCUUUAUGGAUCAUACCUUCCUUUUUUUGGAGGCUCUUCUUCCCAUGAAAGCCUAGUGGCUUAGAAGAUGUGUGAAAAUUCCCCUUCUUUCUCCAUGAGUAUCAUCUUUCUUUUCUCGUCAACUUUCUCCAAGAUGGUGAAAAGUCGAUAUCUUAAAGGUUUGAACUUUUUUUGUCUUGUCCUGGGAAGUUCCUUUGCUCCAAUAUAUCCUUGAGGGAAUGAGAAGGGAGGGAAAGUGUAAUAGAGCUAAAACGGAAAAUUGUAAUUUGAGUUCAGAUAAAUAAGCUACUUACUCAAAAGGGGUGCUAAUAUUUAGCUAUA